Messenger RNA from Prorocentrum cordatum, 1720 nucleotides. NCBI's taxonomy places the organism in Eukaryota, Dinophyceae, Prorocentrales, Prorocentraceae. The record is from the annotation of a GenBank genome assembly.
UGUGGGAAAAAGGCGCCUCGUUCCUUAUUUAGGGUUCCUUAGGUCAACGCCCCGACUGUAGGACCUCUUGGACCAUCUUGGUGCCCCCGUGGGCCGCCUCGGGGCCCUGCCGGGGGCUUCUUAGGCGUCAUGGGCCCGUCUCGGGGGGGAGGGCCUCGCGGGCUGCCCAGGGCUUGCCUAAGCCAGGAGAGGCUAGAGCUCGAGAGCACUCCAGCACGUGGUCGUGAAGAUCCAUGCAGGGAUUCGGUUGCGCGGCCCGCCCUCCGACCGCAGAAGUCGUUCGAGGCGCGAAGCUCCACGCACAGAUACGCGUGAGCAAGUCCCAAUCGAGACGCCGCGGCAGUCCUGCCGCCAUGUCUGGUAGUGUGGCGAGGAGAAGCGGGCGAGAAGAUCGAGGGGGGCGGCGGGGGCAGCAUCCGCUGCGGCGGCACAGAUCACGGUCAUCGCCGUGGCCUCCCCCGCCCCGAGAUCCAGGGGCCCACCCGUGCGGAAGCUGGCGGCCGCGGGCGGGUGCGUCGGGUGCCUCGCCCUCGUGCUCGUCGCCUGCAUCUGCCUCCGCAGGGUGCUCGGCGGCGGCGAGGGGCCCUGGAGCGUGCCAGCGGAGAGGACGACCUGGGCUCAGCGGUCGGUCCGCGAACUUCCAGACCCUCUGCAGGGAAACGCUGGAAGGUAACAAGGGGCGCUUCGACUUCCGGCUGGUCAGCAAGGCCGACGUAUUCCAGCACAUAUCCAAGGAGGCUCUACCCGCUGAUUGGGACUCUCUCAAGCCGCGAUACCAGAAGGACACCGCUAUCAACGCCAUCCUGGCCCAACACGGAGGUGUUGCUAUAGACAUACAUACCAUAAUGUUCCGCGGGCUAGACGACUGGUGGGAGGACAGCAUUAUCGCCAAGGGUGUGCAGUUCAAGGGCUUUUACUACACAUCGCGAGCCGAGACGGCGACCUGGUUUAUGAUGGUCGGGACCGGUCGCAUGAUGAGGGAGGCCGUGGAGCGGCAGAAAAAAAAGUCUGGCAACGAGCCGGCAGGAUGCACGGACAAGGAGAAGGAAAACGAGCUUUGUUACGGAAGCGGUAUGGUCAGUUGGGCGUUGUGCAAGCGUUUGCCAGAAUAUUGCAAGUGCUAUUUCGACGAAAUCGAAAGGUGCGAGCUCACCACUUUUCAAGAUGAUGUUACCGAUUACGACGACGAAUUGUACGAGCUUGCCGACCCGCGGAAAAGCGUGCAGUCACCUCUCCAGCCGGACGAGGUUAGGCCCAGGAAGGAGAGGUGGCAGCCGAUGUUCUCCACCGAGCGAAGCCCCGCCGAGUUCGGCAGCUUCUUGGAGCGCUUCGAGGCAGGAGGCAUGCCGUUCAUCACUCUGCAGGCGCCUGGCGAGGGCGCCGACAAGAGCAGGGAGGAGCUGCUCGCGGACACGACGACCUUCUUCUACCAGUGGCUCUGCCUCGCGGGGCACCCCGACACCGACCAGAGCGCAUGCGGGAGGGAGGACAACGGCGACGACACCGAAGACGUCUGAUGCCGUUGGAUGCCAGCCAUCCCCUGGCACCGAUUCUGGCCAGGUCCUUCCUGGGCCCGGGGGCGCUGCACGACCCCUCCUGGUCGUGCAAGCAGGGCGGAUCCACGGAUCCCGAGGAAGAAGCAUUGCAUAGAAAAAAGGUUCGAAGGUCUGCGCGGACCUUAGAAAGGUCGCGGGGGGGUCAGCGGGUAGCUGAAGCAUCC